AUGAGCACCAUCCCGGACGAAGCCGAACUCAUCGCGGCCGUGCAGCAAGUGCUCGCGGAGAACCCCGAGUUUGGCGCCAAGCGCAUCGCGGCGACCGUCAAGGAAGCCAACGACUGGCAGGUGGGCGAAAAGCGGGUCGCCAAGCUCCUCAAGAAGCAUUCUGUGAUUUCCCCGCCGUCGCCUAAAAUGGACACCAACCAGGAAGACGAAGUCGUCGUGCAAGAAGAGGCUGCCGUCGAGGAAGCCGCUGUCGAGGAAGCCGCUGUCGAGGAAGCUGCCGUCGAGGAAGCUGCCGUCGAGGAAGCUGCCGUCGAGGAAGCUGCCGUCGAGGAAGCCGCCGUCGUAGAAGAAGCUGCCGUCGAGGAAGAAGUUGUCGUCGAAGAGGCUGCCGUCGAAGAGGCUGUCUUCGUGGAAGAAGCCACUACCGAGGAGGCUGUCGUCGAAGAAGCCGCUGUCGAGGAGGCUGUCGUUGUCGAAGCGACUACCUCGUCCGAAGAGGAAGGCGUCAUCGUUGAAGAGGCUGGCUCUUCGGAGGAAGAGGGUGUCGUCGUCGAAGAAGUUGCCGCUGAGGAGACUGCGGUUGAGGAAGAAGCCGUUGUCGCCACCGAAGAGCCCAUUGUCGAAGCCGCCGUUGAAGAUGAAGCGCCGGUCGCUGGCGAAGAGCCCGUGCUCGUGGACGAGCCCGUAUCGGAGGAACCCAUCGUUGUCGAUCAACCGAUCACUGAGGAACCCGUCGUCGUCGUCGCCGAAGUCGAGGCCCAAGUUGUGGAGGCUGAGGCCUCUGCUGUUGACGCCGUCGUCGAGGUCGCUGCCCCGGUCGUCGAGGUCGCUGCCCCGGUCGUCGAGGUCGCUGCCCCGGUCGUCGAGGUCGCUGCCCCGGUCGUCGAGGUCGCUGCCCCGGCUGUCGAGGUCGCUGCCCCCGUGGUUGUCGAGCAGGCUCCGGUUGCUGCGCCUGUCGAGGCCAUCCAGGCUGAAACGAAGACGGUUGUUGCCGAAGUCACCAAGUCGGACGAUAUCGCUGUCGCUGCGGCCGCUGCCGUUGGUGUCGCCGCCAUUGCUGGUAUUGCCGUUGUGGCUGCUGCCACCGAGGCGCCCAAGACUGUCGAAGUCGCUAAGCCCACGGAGGUCAAGGCGGAGACCGCCAAGCCUACGGAGGCCAAGGUCGAAGCCAAGGUCGAGGCCAAGGUCGAGGCCGUCAAGGAGGCUGUCCAGGUCGAAGCCAAGGCUCGCGGUAUUGAAGUCAAGUCGCGCGGCAUUGAGGCCAAGCCCCGUGGCGUCGUCGCCGGCUACGACAACGCGCCGACGCGCUCGAUCAACGGCCCGACGCCGUCCUUGAACAAGGCCGCCGAGAAGAGCGCCGCGUGCAGCUGCUCCAUCAUGUAGACUCCCCCAGGUUCAUUUUUAUUCGGUUUAUAAACGCAUUUCACUUGAGUAC
Messenger RNA from Saprolegnia diclina VS20, 1435 nucleotides. RefSeq lists its product as hypothetical. The transcript has 4 exons. Lineage: Eukaryota; Oomycota; Saprolegniomycetes; Saprolegniales; Saprolegniaceae. The coding region runs from base 1 to 1383 and encodes 460 amino acids. The record is from RefSeq and is a predicted model, not a curated record.